AUGCCUGUUGUGUCUGACGGUCCUGCUUGGGCGUCGCGAAGAACCUCGAUGCAAGGGGACUUAAGUGCAAUUAGUGGGUCUGGUGCUACUGGUAUAGUUACAUUACCAGUGAAUGGAACGAUCUAUCGAGGGUAUAUGUAUACUGCUUACACCAAUGACAAGUCCAAAUUCUAUUAUGCGGAUGAUAGAGUAUCAACUUGGGCUUCAAACAGUGAAGUGUAUUUUAAAGGGUAUUGGAACUCCCUUUAUGGCGAAUAUUCAGUCAAAGGAAAAGUCGUGACAAGCGAUCGAACAAUUGUUUUUAACAAGACACUGGACAGCUUGAACACUGGAAUGCCGUAUUACGCAUAUAACCUUAUUGAGGAAUUGGAUGAAGCUGGGGAAUAUUAUAUCGACAGAAGCGAAAAUAAGUUAUACAUAUACUUGCCGCCUAAUAGUACUGAUGUUUGGAUAACACAGUCGACCGAUCCAAUCUUCAAUAUUGGAGGGAUUAAAGGACUUACCAUUGAAAACUUGAUCAUGUCCCAUACACUAAAUGACAUAGUAGAUAUGAGUUCCGUGUCAAAUGUAGUGCUCAGAAAUAAUGUCCUUCGCCACGCUGGAUUAAAAGCGAUAUACAGCAAUGGCCUUAAUAUCAAAUUUGAUAACAACGAGAUGUAUGACACGGGUGAUACCAUCAUUUACAUGUUAUGUGGUGACUACAAAAAACUCGAGAAUGGCGGGUGUGAAGUGACAAACAACGUCUUCUCGUUGUCGAGUCAAAUCAAAAACACGGUGGCGAUUCAAUCGACUGGGAUGAAUGUGAAGAUUUCACAUAACAAGUUCUUCAAUAUUCCAUAUUCAGGCAUUUACAUGAUUGGCGAUGAGUAUAUGGUCUCAUAUAACGAACUUGAAAACUUCUGCUCAAGCUCAAAUUACUGCAGUGGGAUAUUCUCAGGUGGCCAUUGGGAAUAUAGAGGAAUGAUUAUUAAAUAUAACUACUUGCACCACGCAUUAGGAUUUUCAUAUUCCAAUUCGGGACUCAAUGCAAUCGGUCUGGACGACAACUUGUCUGGCGCUACGGUGUAUGGAAAUGCUAUUGUAAGUGUGGCGAAUAGAGGAAUAUCACAUUCAUCUGGAAGAGAGAACAAUAUCGCGAACAACUUUGUAUAUAACUGCACGAACGGAUUCUACGGGGACGGGAAAGGACCGUCCGCAUAUAAAACUACUGGCUCAUCGUACAAUUUACUUGGCAUUAUGGACGAAGCGGGAAUCGAUCGAUUCAGCUCGCCAUGGAAAGAUAAGUACCCAACACUCGCUUUGUUGCCUAAGACGAAUUCCGAGUUGAUGCAAAAUACACACUGGCUGUUACCAGAAGAGAGCAACAUUCAGUGUAACGUACUCUUCCAGAAUAAGUUGGAUGUCAACAUACAAAACGACUGUAAACCAAGUUACAAGAAGUGGGAAAAUAACAUGGAAAAUGCAACAGAUUUAAUGAUGGAAAUUUCAGCAGAUGGCAUCGUCACUUUUGGAAAAGACAGUGGAGUCUACAAGAUGGAGUGUUGGAAAGACAUCCCAUUCGAUUGUAUUGGUGUCGGUAAACAAGACUGCGACGGCUCUUUCAAAAUAAGUGUAGCUAUAAUCCUUGGCUUGCUGAUGUUGUGCUUAUAA
Messenger RNA from Entamoeba invadens IP1, 1650 nucleotides. RefSeq lists its product as hypothetical. NCBI's taxonomy places the organism in Eukaryota, Evosea, Mastigamoebida, Endamoebidae. The record is from RefSeq and is a predicted model, not a curated record. The coding region runs from base 1 to 1650 and encodes 549 amino acids. The transcript has a single exon.